Molecule: messenger RNA, 801 nt
Organism: Puma concolor (puma)
Lineage: Eukaryota; Metazoa; Chordata; Mammalia; Carnivora; Felidae
Source: RefSeq, a predicted model, not a curated record
AUGGAGUUCCGUCAGGAGGAGUUUCGGAAGCUAGCGGGUCGCGCCCUCGGGAGGCUGCACCGGGGAAUGCAGGAGAGACAGGAGCCAAGGUGCCUCCUUUCUGAGAACCAGGCCUUGGAUGGGGCGAUGGCAGGGGCCAGGGAACGCUCAGAACCCGUCAUCACACUCUGUCAGGCCGCCCCUUUGGCUACUUCCGGUCCCAGGCCAGACCCCACCCAGUCACCCCGCAAACAGUUCAAAGCUCAAUUUAACUGGGAUCCAGAGACUGUUGGCCUCAUACACGGCUCCUUUUUCUGGGGCUACAUUGUCACCCAGAUUCCCGGAGGAUUUAUUUGCCAGAAAUUCGCAGCCAACAGGGUUUUCGGCUUUGCUAUUGUGGCUACAUCCACUCUAAACAUGCUGAUCCCCUCGGCUGCCCGAGUCCACUAUGGCUGUGUCAUCUUCGUGAGGAUCCUGCAGGGGUUGGUAGAGGGGGUCACGUACCCCGCCUGCCACGGGAUCUGGAGCAAAUGGGCCCCGCCCCUAGAGCGGAGUCGCUUGGCAACAACAGCCUUCUGCGGUUCCUAUGCUGGGGCGGUGGUCGCGAUGCCUCUCGCCGGGGUCCUGGUGCAGUACUCAGGAUGGAGCUCUGUGUUCUACGUCUACGGCAGCUUCGGGAUCUUUUGGUACCUGUUUUGGCUGCUCGUCUCCUACGAGUCCCCGGCUCUGCACCCCAGCAUUUCGGAAGAGGAGCGCAAGUACAUCGAGGACGCCAUCGGCGAGAGCGCCAAACUCAUGAAAAAACUGAAGAUCUUCCUCUAG